AUCCAGGAAUCUUUCUUUAAGCCACUGGAAAUGGAACAGCCGGAGUGGAUUCCCAGCAGCCUUCCAGUUCUCUGGAGCGGCCCGCCCUCUGCUGGCGGAUUUCCGCAUUUCAGCACGGUGAAGUUUUGCCCGUGAAUUAUUUUAUUUCUUUCUUUAGCGAAUGAUAUAGAGUACAUGAAUAACAGCAGUAAGCAUAUAUAAAAGGAGGACUUAAUACUCGGGUACACGUGAUAGAAAUAUGCACUCAAUUUGCUAGCCUUGCUGGACAAGCGUCUGGAUUGCAGCUCUGUCUUGUUACACAACGCGCAUAACGUUGCAAAUCUUCCAGUUGAGAACAAGUUUGUAGACUUUUGCAAUCUGGCUUUGCCGGGUUCCCACGCUAGUGUUGUCCUAGGUUGAAAACUGCAAUGCAAGCUGGCCGCUUUACACACGUACACACACACACACACACAUAACGUUGGAACCGAGAGAAACGGAAGUCACAAGUAGGAACCAGACUUGGCAAUUCCAGAUCCAGAUUUCAUUUGAUCCUUCCCCCCGUCCUCCGUCUUCUCAAUCUGUAAUGCGAGACAGGAGCAAGAAGGAGACCGGGGGGCGGGCGGGGUGAAGCAUUUUAAGCCUUUUUUCAGUUGCAUUCAUCUGAACGGACUUUGCAUCUCUUCUUUCGCCGAGUCAGCUCUCCCAAGUCCUUUCUGCUCGGCCGUCCUACCUUGUCGGGCUGCUGUUCCCGAAGCAAAAGCCCCGUCUCCGGAGCGCCCGAGGCUUUCUCGUCCAAAGGCGUCAAAAGGCAGCUCCACCCGGAUGGGAAGAGAAGGGAGGGGAGGGGAGUAGAAAGGUACCCAUCGCCCACCUCUUAAGGCGCUAGCCCUUUAAGAGGAGGCGAGCAUGCGCGCUGACGCCAGCCGUUGAGCGAGGCGGGGGGAGGCUCCCUUUCUGCGUCCGCGCCCUUUCCUAUUCCGGGACCCACGAGCUGCGAGGGGCCGAUCCCAGGCGGCCAGGGACUUCGCAGCCUCGGCCGGCCACCCGCCCGAGAAAUCUCUGAAGCGGCGGCCGGGCUGCGCCGGAGCCGGGCUGGGAAAGGAGCGGGCGAGCGGGGCGAGCAAUCCGCGGAUGACUUUGCAGCCGGCGGAAGGGGCAGCAGCGGCUGUGGCGGCAGCGCCCUGCGGGGGGUCCGCGUGGAACGUUGAGGCCCGCUUCCCUUUGUGACGCCGCCGGGGAAAGUUUCCCAACGUUCCAAAGGCGCCUUUGAUCUUCUUCCCCGCCGCGCGCGCCGGGAGAAAGUCAGCCGGACCGGGACCCCCGCCCCUUGCUCGGCCGUCGGGGCGCGCCCUCGCCGCCUCCGCCUCCUCUCUUCCCAGUCUUGUAUGGACUGUGUGGUCCUGGCCUGCAGCCAUGGGGAAGAUGCUAUCCAAGAUCUUCGGUAACAAGGAGAUGAGGAUUUUGAUGUUGGGCCUAGAUGCCGCCGGCAAGACCACCAUCCUUUACAAGCUCAAGUUGGGCCAGCCCGUCACCACCAUCCCCACCGUGGGCUUCAACGUGGAGACGGUGACCUACAAGAACGUCAAGUUCAACGUCUGGGACGUGGGGGGCCAGGACAAGAUCCGGCCCCUCUGGAGACACUACUACACCGGCACCCAGGGCUUGAUCUUUGUGGUGGACUGCGCCGACCGGGAUCGGAUCGACGAAGGCCGGCAGGAGCUUCACCGCAUCAUCAACGACCGCGAGAUGCGGGACGCCAUCAUCCUGGUCUUUGCCAACAAGCAGGACCUCCCAGACGCCAUGAAACCUCACGAGAUCCAGGAGAAAUUGGGGCUCACUCGCAUCAGGGACAGGAAUUGGUACGUCCAGCCGUCUUGCGCCACCUCGGGGGAAGGACUCUAUGAAGGCUUAAUGUGGCUUACUUCUAACUACAAAUCGUAAUUUCGGGGGGGGGGGAGGGCCAGAGAGCUAAACGGGCGCACGCACACCUCCCUCACCGAUGAGUACUUCAAACGUUCCUUCUCUUCCGUCUUUGGCCCCCCCCCCAACUCUUCCCCAACUCGUGGCAGAGGGUCUCACCGGCACAGGCAGAAGACCCUGGUUGCUUCUCUCUCUUGGAAGAUGCCUUGAUUUCUGCGGAGGGAAGAGUGGAGGGGAGGGGUCCUUGCCCCCCCUUUGAUCCAUAGCUACCUACCUGCUCCCCUUCGGGACAUUCCCCCCCCCCAGCCCGCUGCUUCUCUGGACUCGGGUCGCUUCCGAAUGAGUCGAGUCUAACGCCAAAGGGAAGACCCUCGUGAAGAACGUUGGCUGGGACCAAUUCCAGGAGCUCUGGGUCAACUUGGGGGUGGUCGUCCCCCCCGGACCCCCUUUUAAAGGUGGGAAAGCUUGGCACCUCCAAGGAACUGAGUUUGCUCUGCCUUGGCCUCCUGAAGCCGUCCUCCUGACUGGGCAUACCAGGUUGGCAGAGGAGACGCGUGAAGUUCGGAACGAAGGUGCUGCGUUGGCAGCCAAGCUUGAUGGGGAUGGGAACUCCUGGCGGAUUGGCUUGCUUCCUCAGGUUGCCUCUUCCAGUGUCUCCGUCGGGAACGCCCUGCCCCGGCCUUGUCUGGCCUCGCCUCUCUCCUGACCUGUUCCACCUGCUUGGAGGAGACAAGGGCGGGCAUGCCUAGCGCCCGACCAAACCCGUUUGCCCGCUGCGAGGAGGGAGUGGAAUGGAAGCCGCCGUUCCUGGGCGGGUGUCUUCUCCACAAAUUCCUGCCUACGGCUCUGUCCAGAGUUCUCUCCAUCCCCCCGUAUAAACAUGGGACGUUCCCAACUCAAGGGGGACCACAACGGGUGUCCAUCACAUUCCUUGACCCGCAAAUCCAGACUCGGUUCCCGUAUCAAAGAGAACUGGCCAUCUUCCCGUGGGACGGUCAUCUACGGACCACGAUUCUUAUGGUGCCAACAUGCCGGGCCACCCGGGCCUGGUGAAUCGGAGCAAAGGGCCCAUCCUUGGAAAUUUACCUCUCUCUCUCUCACUCACUCUGCUUGAGGGGCGUGUGCGAGAGUGUAUGUGGGGGCUACGGGUUCCCACUCCCCCAGGCGUGUGCAGGACGUUGUUUCUUGAGAACAAAAAAAUGCGCUUUGAUGGUUCAGUUCCAAGCGGUGGGUAUAAAUCGUCUUUUUUUUUUUAAAAUUGUACCGAUAUGAUCCAUUAUAGGGGCAUAAAUCUCAUUUCCAGCACCUUAGAUUGUGUGGCCUUCAGCACAGAGCAGUGUUUUUCAACCGUGGCCCCUUUAAGAUGGGUGGACUUCAAUUCCCAGAAUUCCCCAGCCAGCAUCUUAAAAGGGGUCACGGUUGAAAAACACUGGCAUAAACCAAAGAGGAGUUUUUCACCAGGAGGCUGUGGGGUGGGGUGGGGGUUGUAAGACCCUCCUCUCUAAUUUCAGCCCUUUCCAGUUGCUAAAAAAAACCCCAAUUCCUCCUGUUUGCUCGCUCGCUUUUUAAAUCCUGUUUUGUGGAUAAUAAGCAAUGGCCAAUUUGAAGUGCUGGAACCAUUGGGCUGAAUUGCUCCCAUUCCUUUCCCUUAAGCAGUUUUUAAUUCCUCUUUCCCUUUAAAAAAAAAACCCUCUAUUUUACUAAGAGGGCUUCGGAGGAAUUGGGGAGCAUUGCAAGUUGGCUGCAACAUGGAGAGUGUGUGGGGUGUGUGUGUGUGGACUCAGCUUCCUCCUCCCCAAGCAAUUUCCAAGCAUGUCUUGAUGCACGGAAGGAGACUUGCAACUUCUCUUUUAAUCCCACCCCUCCUUUUAAUUCAUGGGAGGGGGGCUUGCCACUUCUCUUUUAAUCCCACGCCUCCUUUUAAUUCAGAUCUUCUCAUCCCCGGCCUUGCAAAUGGCAAAGAUGCACGAUUCUCACCCAAAUCCUUGAAAUUCGAAUUCUGACCAGCUUGGAAGGAAGGCCUUGGGGUGGGGGGGGGGAGAGGAAGAAAAUCUGGAAUGAGAAAAAGAGGGAAGAAUUUAUUUUUUCUCUUCUGCUGCUGCUGCUGCUGAGAACGGUGGCUGUGCUAAUCCAGAAGGGGGGGGGUGCAAAAAAAAAAUCAGAUUGCAUUUUCUGUCCGCAGUUUUCCACUGCGGCUUGCACUCUGGGUGUGAACUCCUGGAUCAGAUGUGACUCACGCCUGCUCAAGGCGUGUCCUCCACCCGGGGAGGGGGGGGGGAAGGAGAGCUUCUGGGUUGCGCUGAGCCAGCUUAAAAUGUUCUUUUCCAGUCGUCUUCCUGUCCCUCCACGCUCAGCUGAGCCCUUUUUGGAUUUCCAAAAGCGCAGCAAUAAUUGUGGCAAGGGUGUCUUGUAGCUUGUGGUCAAAAAAAAAAAAAAAAAGUCAAAGUGGAGGCCGGAAUAGCGUGAUCGAAGCCCCAUCUGUGUGUGGUUUUUUUUUUUAAUAUUUGAAAAUGUUUAAAUAUUAUUUUUUUUUUUAAAAAAAUGUUUUUUAAAAAAUUAAAAAUUGAUUUUAAAAAACAGGCAGAAGUUUGAUCGUGCGGUUCGGGAGGUCAUUUUGACUUUUUUUUUUUUCUUUGAGCCGUAGAUGCGCCUGAAAGCUGGAAUUCUCCCCCCACCCCUAAUUUCUCCAACGUUUGCAGGGAGAGCACGUGACAGUGUUCUUUGAUCUUUCUUUUCUGGUGGUUUCCUUCCAAGCUCCCGAUUUCACCCGUUUGGGUGAAAAGUUAUUCGGAAAUAUUUUCGGAUUUGGAAAACUUGUGCAAGGGCGCCUGUCUAAAGUUGUGUGCAUGCGAUGGACAUUCUCCAAAAUGCUUGCAAAAUGGGUUUCUUUACCAUGGCGGCUUGAAGAUGGGUGGACUUUGACUCCCAGAAUUCCCCUGCCAACAUGGUAGGAGGAGGAGGGGGGGGGAAUUCUGGGAGUUGAAGUCCACUCACCUUUGAGCUGUUUUAUGUCAUCCAGAGAACUGGUAGGGCAGGAAUUCAGCCUGGAGAGAUGUAUUGGGGUAGGGGGGACCCCUAUUUCUGCUCUGUCCCCUUCUGAUGGGGGUAGGGUCCCUCCCCACCUCUUCCCCUCCAGCUUUUCUCCAAAAUAAUAAUAUUUUUGAAAGAAAUUUUUAUUUGGGCCUGGGGACGUGCAUCGUGUAUGUUGCACUAAGACUGCAGGACCACCCUCUCCAUCAUUCCCCAUCUAGCAGUGGAGCAGAUGGGAUUGUUAGUCUCCCCCCCCCAAUCUGUCUGGGGUGCUCAGAAAGACGAGGCUGUGGGGAAGGGACAUCCACAUUUAAGGGAAGGGGCUUCAUCCUGCUUGAAUGGGUGGCCCCAAAUCUGAGCAUAUACAGCCGUAGAUGGGAUGCAGGGAAACAUCUUUGUCCUACCAAGUCCUUCCUUGGCUGGGAAUGCUGGCUCUUGUAGUCCUAAUCUGUCUAACAGGUUGGGAACGGUGGCGGGGUAUAUUCUGAAGGCACUUAAAUCCUCAAAACCAGCCCUGAAAUGUUUAGUGGGUUGGUUUUUUUUUUUAUCAUGGCUUGUAAUUUUUCAUGUUGGAAUCAUUCCGAAAAAGAAAAAAAAAAUCACUCAUAAAAACCCAGGCAUGGGGUGAUGGCUAUUAUUUUCCUUCCCCUGCCCCAAGCCUGGUGGUGCUCAGAGGCUGAUCUGUGUGAAAAUAGCUCAUUUUUUUUUAUUUUCCUCUUUUUUCCCCCACCCUCCCACCCCCGUGCCUUCCGUAAGGGCUGUCACUUAUAAAAGGAAGAACAAGGUACUUUUUCUGUAACUUAAAACUGCAGCUGGUUAACUUGAAUAAGCUGGUCUGUUUCGGGGUUUAAAAUAAAAUUAAGGGUGUUCUUUUUUUUUUUUUUCCUUCCAUUCCCCUGAAUUAAAAAUGAAGGGUGUGUUUAUUGGAUGCUAAGCUGCACAUACAAAAAUGUACUGUACAUUUAUUGCUGGAGUUUUCUUUAGAAUCUUUUUUUUUUUUUUGGCUAGGGUGCGGGAAGGGUGGCGUUCACACGUCCCUCGUGGCUAUGAGUGCCUGGGGUGGGAACCCCCUUUUACAAACAAGGGCUCACUGUUUCGGUUUUUUUUUUUAAAAAAAUAAAUAAAUGAUUUUCGAGUCUUCAU
Crotalus tigris (Tiger rattlesnake) is the source of this 6072-nucleotide messenger RNA. RefSeq names its product ADP-ribosylation factor 6-like. The coding region runs from base 1393 to 1920 and encodes 175 amino acids. Gene Ontology annotation, cellular component: cytoplasm. The transcript has 2 exons. NCBI's taxonomy places the organism in Eukaryota, Metazoa, Chordata, Lepidosauria, Squamata, Viperidae. Gene Ontology annotation, molecular function: GTPase activity; GTP binding. Gene Ontology annotation, biological process: intracellular protein transport; vesicle-mediated transport. The record is from RefSeq and is a predicted model, not a curated record.